This is a messenger RNA of Talpa occidentalis (Iberian mole), 3735 nucleotides long. RefSeq names its product alanyl aminopeptidase, membrane (gene ANPEP). Gene Ontology annotation, molecular function: metalloaminopeptidase activity; zinc ion binding; peptide binding. Gene Ontology annotation, biological process: proteolysis; peptide catabolic process. Gene Ontology annotation, cellular component: cytoplasm. The record is from RefSeq and is a predicted model, not a curated record. Lineage: Eukaryota; Metazoa; Chordata; Mammalia; Eulipotyphla; Talpidae. The coding region runs from base 234 to 3170 and encodes 978 amino acids. The transcript is spliced from 20 exons.
GCGCCACUGAGCUGCACUCUGCCCUCUGCACGCCUUCCUGGAUCCUCCGAGGCCUGGGUGGAGAAAGCCCCUUCCUCUGCCCAGCCCCACGACCUUCGCCUGUCUGAGCUCUGGUUAAUUUUUGCCCAGCGUGCGGACUUCGCGCCCCUCCCUCUCUGGGAUAUAAGUCUGGCCCUGGGCUGCCUGGCUCCCGGCCUGGCCUGAUCCUUUCCGAGCUGCCCCCCACCCUCACCAUGGCCAAUGGCUUCUUCAUUUCCAAGACCGUGGGCAUCUUGGGCAUCCUCCUAGCCGUGGCGGCUAUGAGCACCAUCAUCGCCCUGUCCGUGGUGUACGCCCAGGAGAAGAACAGGAAUGACCAGGCUUCCUCAGGAAACUCCCCGUCAGUGAUCCCCCCGACAUCGACCCCCCCGAAAGUGACCUCCCCGACAGGCUCCACGAGCUCCUCGGCCACCACUUUGGACCAAAGCAAGCCAUGGAACCGAUACCGCCUGCCCACAGCGCUGAUACCCGACUCCUACAGCGUGACGCUGAAGCCCCACCUCACCCCCAACAGCAACGGCCUGUACAUCUUUGAGGGCAACAGCACCGUCCGCUUCACCUGCAAGGACGCCACCGACGUCAUCAUCAUCCACAGCAAGAAGCUCAACUACACCUCAGAAGGGAAGGAAAGGGUGGUCCUGCGGGCCGUGGACGGCUCCCAGCCCCCUAACAUCAGAGACACUUUUCUGGUGGAGGUCACCGAGUACCUGGUGGUGCAACUCGAGGGCUCCCUGGAGGUCAACAAGAUGUACGAGAUGGACAGCAGUUUUGUGGGGGAGCUGGCUGAUGACCUGGCGGGCUUCUACCGCAGCGAGUACGUGGAAGAUGGCAUCAAAAAGGUGGUGGCCACGACUCAGAUGCAGGCAGCGGAUGCCCGGAAAUCCUUCCCGUGCUUUGAUGAGCCGGCUAUGAAGGCCCACUUCAACAUCACCCUCAUCCAUCCCAAGAGCCUCACGGCCCUGUCCAACAUGCUGCCCAUAGAGAGCCGCCCCGACGAGGCCGACCCUGAAUGCAAUAUCACCUCCUUCGCGACCACGCCCAAGAUGUCCACGUACCUGUUGGCCUACAUCGUCAGCGAGUUCAAGAGUGUGGCAGGCGUGUCUCCCCAUAAUGUCAUGAUCCGGAUCUGGGCUCGGCCCAAGGCCAUCGACGCAGGUCAUGGCGCCUAUGCCCUGAACGUCACAGGCCCCAUCCUCAGCUUCUUUCACAAGCAUUACAAUACCUCCUACCCACUCAGCAAAUCUGACCAGAUCGGCCUGCCCGACUUCAACGCCGGCGCCAUGGAGAACUGGGGGCUGGUCACCUACCGGGAGAACUCGCUGCUCUACGACCCGGACUCCUCCUCCAUCGGCAACAAGGAGCGGGUGGUCACCGUGAUCGGCCACGAGCUGGCCCACCAGUGGUUCGGGAACCUGGUGACGGUGGCCUGGUGGAACGACCUGUGGCUGAACGAGGGCUUCGCCUCCUACGUGGAGUACCUGGGAGCCGAUUCCGCGGAGCCAGACUGGAACCUGAAAGACCUCAUGGUGCUGAACGAAGUGUACCGCGUGAUGGCCGUGGACGCGCUGGCCUCCUCGCACCCGCUGUCCACCCCCGCCAACGAGGUCAACACGCCCGCCCAGAUCAGCGAGCUGUUCGACUCCAUCUCCUACAGCAAGGGAGCCUCGGUGCUCAGGAUGCUCUCCAACUUUCUGUCGGAGCCCGUGUUCCAGAAAGGCCUGUCGUCCUAUCUCCACACCUUUAAAUACGGGAACACCAACUACUCGGACCUGUGGACGCACCUGCAGCAGGCUGUUGUCGAGAGUAACGUCCAGCUGCCUAACACGGUGAGCGACAUCAUGGACCGCUGGAUCCUGCAGAUGGGCUUCCCGGUCAUCACGGUGGACACCAGGACAGGGGACAUCAGCCAGAAGCACUUCCUCCUUGACCCCGAGUCCAACGUCACCCGACCCUCGCAGUUCAACUACCUGUGGAUCGCGUACAUCACAUCUAUGAAAAAUGGCCAGGAGCAGAAGCCCUACUGGAUGCCGGGCCAAAGCUCAGCCCAGAACAAUGAGUUCAAAACCGUGGGUAACGACUGGCUCCUGCUGAAUAUCAAUGCGACGGGCUAUUUCGUGGUGAACUACGACGCAGACAACUGGAAAAAGAUUCAGCAGCAGCUGCAGGAUGAUCAUUCGGUCAUCCCUGUCAUCAAUCGGGCCCAGGUCAUCCACGAUUCCUUCAACCUGGCCAGUGCCGAAAUUGUCCCUGUCACCCUGGCACUGGACACCACCAACUUCCUGAAUGCUGAGACCGAGUACAUGCCCUGGCAGGCGGCCCUGGACAGCCUGAGCUACUUCAAGCUCAUGUUCGAAACCUCCGAGGUCUAUGGCCCCAUGAAGCACUACCUGGCGAAGCAGGUCAAGCCCCUCUACGAUCAUUUCCAAAAUAUCACCAAUAACUGGACCAACCGUCCAGCAACGCUGAUGGACCAGUACAACGAGGUGAACGCCAUCAGCACCGCCUGCUCCAAUGGGCUGACUGAGUGUCACAUGCUGGUCAAGAAGCUUUUUGAAGAUUGGAUGAAUAAGCCUGAUGCUAAAAACCCGAUCCACCCCAACCUGCGGUCGGCCGUCUACUGCAACGCCAUUGCCCUGGGGGGCGAGAGGGAGUGGGACUUCGCCUGGGCGCAGUUCCGGAACGCCACCCUGGUCAAUGAGGCCGACAAGCUCCGCUCGGCCCUGGCCUGCAGCAGAGAGCCCUGGAUUCUGAGCAGGUACCUGCGCUACGCCCUGGACCCCAGCCUCAUCCGGAGGCAGGACGCCACCUCCACCAUCAGCAGCAUCGCUGGCAACGUCAUCGGGCAGGAGCUGGCCUGGGAGUUCGUGCAGAACAACUGGAAGAAGCUGUUUGAGGAUUUCGGCGGCGGCUCCUUCUCCUUUGCCAACCUCAUCCAGGCGGUGACCCGGCGAUUCUCCACUGAGAACAAGCUGGAGCAGCUGGAGUGGUUCAAGGAGAAAAACAAGGACACGGGCUUCGGCUCGGCCACCCGGGCUCUGGAGCAAGCCCUGGAGCGGACGAAAGCCAACAUCAAGUGGGUGCAGAAGAACAAGGCGGCCGUGCUGGAAUGGUUCACCACCCACAGCAAUUAGUCCCCGGCGCUCCACCCGCCUGGCCCCGUGUGCACCUGCGCCGUGGCCCAGGCCAGGCCCCUCCUGCAGCUCGAGGCCCCAGCGUCUCCCCUCAAGGACGAAGUCUUGGGUCCAGGUUCUCUCCGCACUUCCCCCGGGGUCAGCCCUGUUCCCGAUGUCCAGGCUCCUGGCCCCUCCCAGCCCCUGCCCCUCGAGCUGCCCCACCCCAGGCCUGGCAUGUGCCCGGCACCCAGAGCCCGGGGCCUGAUCUCAGGGAAACACAGCUCUAGGCCCAGGUGACCAGGUGGACAAUGAAUGGCCCUGGGGUCUGCCCCGUGCCCGCUCUCGCGUCCCAUGAAACCCUGAACCGGAGGAAGCAACAGAGCACCAGAUCUGUAUAUUUUUAUCUAAGAGAAAAUGUAAAUAAAGGUAACUAGCUGAGCUUCUGUCUCUUCAAGCGAGAGUGAGGGUGAGUUGCAAGCAGCGAGGAGACUGGGAUGGAGGACCCUGGAUGGAUGGGAUGUACUUGGGGGCCCAGGACCCUCGGGGAGCACCAAGGGAGCACUCACUUUUCGUCAGUCCUACA